This is a messenger RNA of Fulmarus glacialis (Northern fulmar), 3014 nucleotides long. RefSeq names its product IgGFc-binding protein-like. The transcript has 8 exons. The record is from RefSeq and is a predicted model, not a curated record. The annotation marks the transcript as partial. NCBI's taxonomy places the organism in Eukaryota, Metazoa, Chordata, Aves, Procellariiformes, Procellariidae.
AUGGAGACCUGCAGUUGUUUCCACAACGGCCGCUCCUACAAGAUCCAGGAGGAGUUUUGGGAGGACGGGAGCUGCCAGAGCCGGUGCCGAUGCGAGGUGGGGGGCAAGGUGGCUUGCAAGAAGGCUGGGUGCAAGGCCCACGAGAAAUGCGUUACGGUCGACGGCGUUCCCAGCUGCCAGGCGAACAAGUACUUCACCUGCAUCGGGACAGGCGAUCCUCACUACACCACCUUCGAUGGGUUGAGAUACGACUUCCAAGGGACGUGCAUCUACCAGUUCGCAGCCCUCUGCACCCAGGACCCCAAACUGGUUCCCUUCACCGUCAAAGUGGAGAACAACAACCGGGGCAACAAAGCUGUAUCCUUCACCAAAACCGUCACUUUGGAGGUCUACGGCAACGUCAUCAGCAUGAGCCAGGAGCAUCCGCGCAAGGUCAAGGUCAACGGCGUCUUCGUGGAGCUGCCGUUCACCCAGAAGGACCAGUUCGAGCUCUACCACAGCGGCGUCCACGGCUUCGCCCGCACCGCCUUCGGCUUGCGGGUCAGCUUCGACUGGUACAGCUACGCCCGCGUCAUCCUCCCCGACGCCUACGCCGGCGCCGUCUGCGAUGAAAUCCAGCUGGCCGAUAGCUGGAAGGUGGGAGACGUCCCCGGUUGUUCGGCCGGUUGCGUGGGGGAUUGCCCGGUGUGCAACGAGGAGCAGAAACAACCCUACCGUGGUGACGGCUAUUGCGGGGUGAUUGCCAGAGCUGGGGGGCCCUUCCGGGCCUGUCACCGCGCCAUCAAUCCCGCACCCUUCCUCGAGGAUUGCGCCUUUGAUGCCUGUCACUACAAAGGCCACCGGCACACCUUGUGCAAAGCCAUCGCCGCCUACGUGACGGAGUGCCAGAGCCACGGCAUCGGGGUGGAGCAGUGGAGGACGCCGUCCUUCUGCGGCCCCUCCUGCCCCCAUCAUUCACACUACGAGCUCUGCGGGAGCAGCUGCCCGGCCACGUGUCGACGCCAAGCCGUCCCCGAGGGCUGCGCCUCGGUGCUGUGCACCGAAGGCUGCUUCUGCGACGAGGGCUUCGUCCUCAGUGGUGACGAGUGCGUGCCAGUGGGCGAGUGUGGCUGCGAGCACCGGGACCGCUACUACAAGAAGGGUGAGGAUUUCUACGCCUCAUGCCGGGAGAGAUGCUGUUGCAAAGCCGACGGGGUGGUGGAGUGCGAGGAGGUCUUCUGCAGCGCCCACGAGGAGUGUCGAGUAGAGGACGGGGUGCUGGGGUGCUACCCCACCAGCUACGGGCGGCUGGUGGUGUCAGGGGACCCCCACUACGUGACGUUCGAUGGGCGAGCCUUCGACCUGCUGGGGUCCUGCACUUACGUCCCCUCUCUGAAAGCGGCGCCCUCGGCUGACGAACUUCUCGAUCCUGCUGGAGCACGACGUGGGCGGUCGGGGCAACGUGGCCCUGAUGAAGAAGGUGGUCAUCUCCAUCCACGGGUGGGAGGGGAGCGCUACACGCUGCCACUGGUGACGGAGGACAAGAAGCUCCGGAUCGGCCAAGAAGGGAACAACAUCAUCCUCCAGACCGCUGCCGGCCUCCGGCUCCUCUACAACGCGGCCACCUACCUCCUCGUCACCAUCCCCGACGCCUACCGGGGCCGCAUGUGUGGACUGGGUGGCAACUACAACGGGGACCCCGGCGACGACUUCCAGCUGCCCGGCGGGUCCCUGGCGCAGAGCACCGAGGAAUUCGUCACCUCCUGGAAGAUGCCGAUGGAGGACGGAGCGUGCACCGACGGCUGCAACAGCAAGGUCUGCCCCAUGUGCGAUGCCACCGACACUGCUCCCUACGGUGCCAGCGACUCCUGCGGGCUCAUCCGGGACCCGGCGGGACCUUUUGGGCCGUGUCACCCACGGGUGAGCCCGGUGGAGUAUUUCAACCAUUGCCUCCAUGAUGUUUGUGCUGCCAACGGCGCCCGUGAUGUCCUGUGCCACAGCCUCCAAGCCUAUGCCGCCGCUUGCCAAGCUGCCGGGGCCGAGAUCGGCGGAUGGAGAACGACCACUUUUUGCCCCCUCUCCUGCCCACCCCACAGUCACUACGAGCUCUGCACCCGUACUUGCGACUUCACCUGCGCCAGCCUCUCCGUGCCGGCCCCGUGCAGCUGGGCGUGCUUUGAGGGCUGCCAAUGCGACGAUGGGUACCUCUUCGAUGGAGAAGCCUGCGUGUCCCUGGAGCAGUGUGGCUGCAUGCACCAGGGACGGUAUUUCAAGGCGGGCGAGACCAUCAUCUCCAGCAACUGUUCCAUGAAAUGCAAUUGCCACCCGUCCCGGGGACUUGUCUGUGAGGACAUACGGUGUUCCCCGGAUGAGGUCUGCGCCACGCGGGACGGGGCGCAGCGGUGCAUCAAGCGGGAAGGCCAGUGCCGGGUCUCGCCAGGGGCCUCCAUGACCACAUUUGACGGCACCAGGGGAAGGCUCCUCGCCAGUGGCACCUACAAAGUGGCCGCCCUUUGCAACGAGCAAUCACCCAACUGGUUCAAAGUGGUGGUGGAGGUCAGCGAGUGCCGGGACGACAGCAUCCCGGCUGCCGUGGCCGUCUUCGUCUUCUUCCGCGAAGCUUUUAUCAAUGUGAAUAACAACAUGGAGGUGUGGGUGUUCAACCCCAAUGAUAUCUUCAUGCUGUCCUAUUUUUACGGGGCGGCCUGGGAUUUUUUAACCCGUUUCUGGCAUUUUGCCUCGCUGCAGGUGAAUGGUCUUUUCACCCGCCUUCCAGCUAUGGUGUCCAAAGCCAUUUCCUUGAGCGCGGUGGCGGGGAACAUCACCAUCUCCCAUACAUCGGGGAUGGAUGUGCUCUUCAGCCCCAGCGGGGAGGUGACGGUGACCGUAGGGGCUGCCUUGGUCAACCGGCUCUGCGCUCCCUGUGGCAACUUCAAUGGUGACCCCAGCGAUGACCUGAAGCUGCCUGAUGGCCGGAUUGUGAGGAGCAUCGCAGAGGUUGUUGAUGCCUGGAAAGCCAGGGAUUUUACGGGAUG